GAUUUGAGAGUAACUCUGCGAGGAUCUCUUGUUGAAGAAAAUCGUCAUGGCACGUACUAAGCAAACCGCUCGAAAAUCUACCGGUGGAAAGGCUCCACGAAAACAGUUGGCAACCAAGGCUGCUCGUAAGAGUGCCCCUGCUACUGGAGGAGUGAAGAAACCUCAUCGCUACAGGCCUGGAACUGUCGCUCUUCGUGAAAUUCGAAGAUACCAGAAGAGCACGGAACUUUUGAUCCGUAAAUUGCCGUUCCAACGUCUCGUCAGAGAAAUUGCUCAAGAUUUCAAGACCGAUCUUCGAUUCCAAAGCUCUGCUGUUAUGGCUUUGCAAGAAGCCAGCGAAGCUUACCUCGUUGGUUUGUUCGAAGAUACCAACCUGUGCGCAAUUCACGCAAAGAGAGUAACGAUUAUGCCAAAGGACAUCCAGUUGGCUCGUCGUAUUCGAGGAGAGAGAGCUUAAGUCUAGGUGGGAAAACUGCUAGCUUCUAAGCUAGUACAAUCGGCCCUUUUCAGGGCCCCAUAUUUUUAGACUGGAAUAUACUUUGCCAACUAUGACAUUCUAAUGCCAUCAGCAUAAUGUCUGACUUAUACUUACCCGUCGAUGGGUUUCUAUUGUAAUAUAAACCCGUCGAGUGACGCCACUUGAAAAUUAAACUCGCAAGACUGUAUCGUAGAUCUUAGGACCUGGGGUACACCCUUCGUUGGUCUCUCAUUUUACAGUAGCAGUUUGAAAAUUAUUUUAGGAUCGGGACACUUCUGGUCAUCACAUACAUUUUCACCCAUGCAAGCUUACAAUGAAGGUGGGCUAUUGUUGUGGCACUUCCUUUGUGUUCACUAGCUAACGGAUCACCCUGUAAGAAGCCAGCGAUGAAAACACCUUGUCGUAUUUGGUAAUUUCAAUAUAAAGCAAGGAAUACUUUUUAUUCAAACAUACUUUCAAUGUAAUGUUCCAUUACAAAUGGUAAACCAUCGCAUUUCAUAAAUGCAAGCACGAAGUGGUGAAAUUUCAUAUAAAUUUCAAUCUUAGUUUCGUAAUUUUGAGUUUGAGGGUUAAAAUGAAUUCAGGAAGAGCGAAACAUAAAUUGAAUAAUAUAAAAGUAACCUAUGUACGAGUUACUAGUAGCAUAUUGAUUAAUUUUAUUCGCGUAAAAUUGAAAAUUUUACUGAUAUCCGUUGAGUUAAGAAGUUUAUGUCUCGUUUCUCUGUUAAUUUCUAUAAAUUCAUUAUAAACGACGAAUGAUUCAUUUGCAUCAGCUUUUGUUUAUUGGAUCUUCGAGGUCAUAAAUUGAAAAUUAUGUACGAAUGUCAGUAAAUUUCUACUUUUCUUCAAGAAACUCUCCAUCGAUAGGAUGACAAAUUGGUAGAACUACUUCGAUAGAACAUAGCAGAUAGUACAUACACGUAUAAUAAAAUUUAUAUCGAUGAUUAUAUAUAUUGUACUAUAUAUUUAUACGCUUAU
Messenger RNA from Hylaeus volcanicus, 1456 nucleotides. RefSeq names its product histone H3. The transcript has a single exon. Lineage: Eukaryota; Metazoa; Arthropoda; Insecta; Hymenoptera; Colletidae. The record is from RefSeq and is a predicted model, not a curated record. Bases 47 to 457 code for a protein of 136 amino acids. Gene Ontology annotation, molecular function: DNA binding; structural constituent of chromatin; protein heterodimerization activity. Gene Ontology annotation, cellular component: nucleosome.